AUGGGCCUCCACAUCUCGGUCAUGCUCGCGGUCUCGGCCAUGACGCUGGCGACAAAUGAUGUUGCCCCCUUCAACGCGGCGCCCUCCACCACAACGUCGGGCGACAACGCGGCCGCCCAGGACUUGCCCAACAACCAGUGGGCCAGCCAUCACGAGCUGGCGCCGAGCAACAACCUCCGCGAAGCUGGCUUGGCUAACGAAAGACGGUAA
This is a messenger RNA of Saprolegnia parasitica CBS 223.65, 210 nucleotides long. RefSeq lists its product as hypothetical. The transcript is spliced from 2 exons. The record is from RefSeq and is a predicted model, not a curated record. The coding region runs from base 1 to 210 and encodes 69 amino acids. Lineage: Eukaryota; Oomycota; Saprolegniomycetes; Saprolegniales; Saprolegniaceae.